AUGGAACAUAAUAAACCCUCACAAAAUAACAAUGAUAAUGGUUAUCCAUCAAAUAUAAAUUAUAACUAUAAUCCACCCAUGAUGAACAAUAAUAGUUCAAUGUAUUACGGAGAUGCUAAUUCGCAUCGACAACAAUCUAUGGCCGACUCUAAUGCUUCAGCUCAACAGUACCCUUCACAUACUGGUCAUGCUAAUGCCAAUCCACCGCUAUCCGCAAACUAUAUUCCUAACCCUAACCCUUUCCAACCAAGUCAUAACAUCUUUAGUUUUGACAUUCCUGGCUUUAAGAUUAUUAUCAUACCUGUAGACAAUUCUAAUUCAAAUUUUGCUAAUAAUAGCUUUCAAACUCAAUAUCAACAAUCAUUUAAUAAUUUUAAUAAUUUUAAAAAACGCUCUUGUAUAUAUACCCUUUAUAAAGAGUGUUAUUCAACUAAAACUACUGCUAAAAUGGAAAUUGUUGGUCAUCAGUUUUACGAAUAUAUCGAAAAAGAAACAACUGGAAAUUUUAAUGAUAAACCCAAAUUUGGUCAUCCGCGUAUCGUUUAUGGACAUUAUGAAAGGAGAAUUGUCAGACUGAUUACAUCUGGAAAAUGCUCAACAGCUGUAAAAGUGCAUUCACAGGCGAUCUAA
Funneliformis caledonium is the source of this 630-nucleotide messenger RNA. The record is from the annotation of a GenBank genome assembly. NCBI's taxonomy places the organism in Eukaryota, Fungi, Glomeromycota, Glomeromycetes, Glomerales, Glomeraceae.